This is a messenger RNA of Pelodiscus sinensis (Chinese soft-shelled turtle), 7937 nucleotides long. The record is from RefSeq and is a predicted model, not a curated record. Lineage: Eukaryota; Metazoa; Chordata; Testudines; Trionychidae.
AUGAUCUUCCAAAAGAAGAGGUGUUCCUUGAAAGCUGAGCUGUUGGAUGGCUGCCCAGAACAGAUUCAGGUUGAAUCAUUUAUUUUGGACCAAGAAGACCUGGAUAAUCCGGUGCUUAAAACAACAUCCGAGUUAUUCUUAUCAAGUGCUGCAGCAGGAGCCGAUUUAAGAACUGUGGAUCCAGAAACACAAGCAAGAUUAGAAGCCUUGCUAGAAGCAGCAGGAAUUGGUAAAUUGUCCACUGCCGAUGGUAAAGCCUUCGCAGAUCCUGAGGUGCUUCGAAGACUGACCUCCUCUGUUAGCUGUGCAUUGGAUGAAGCUGCCGCUGCAUUGACACGGAUGAGAGCAGAGAACAAUCACAAUGCAGGACAAGUGGACAAUCGCAGUUUGGCAGAAGCAUGCUCAGAUGGGGAUGUGAAUGCUGUCCGGAAGCUGCUGGAUGAAGGAAGAAGUGUAAAUGAGCAUACUGAAGAAGGGGAGAGUCUCCUUUGCUUGGCUUGUUCCGCUGGGUACUAUGAAUUGGCACAAGUGCUACUCGCGAUGCAUGCGAAUGUUGAAGAUCGAGGGAAUAAAGGAGACAUAACCCCAUUGAUGGCAGCUGCAAGCGGAGGCUAUGUAGACAUUGUAAAACUGCUACUUGUUCAUUGUGCCGAUGUCAAUGCCCAGUCUUCAACAGGGAACACAGCACUCACUUAUGCCUGCGCUGGGGGAUUCGUUGACAUAGUGAAAGUGCUAUUGAAAGCAGGUGCUAAUAUAGAAGAUCAUAAUGAAAAUGGACAUACUCCUUUAAUGGAAGCAGCCAGUGCAGGUCAUGUUGAGGUUGCGAGAGUACUUCUGGAAUAUGGUGCAGGAAUCAACACUCAUUCCAAUGAGUUCAAAGAAAGUGCACUUACACUAGCUUGCUAUAAAGGCCAUUUAGAUAUGGUUCGUUUUCUGCUUGAAGCUGGAGCUGAUCAAGAACAUAAAACAGAUGAGAUGCACACAGCCCUAAUGGAGGCCUGCAUGGAUGGACACGUGGAAGUAGCUCGUUUACUUCUAGACAGUGGUGCUCAAGUCAACAUGCCUGCGGAUUCAUUUGAAUCUCCACUUACAUUAGCUGCUUGCGGUGGACAUGUGGAACUAGCCGCACUACUAAUAGAAAGGGGAGCAAAUCUUGAGGAAGUUAAUGAUGAAGGUUAUACUCCGCUGAUGGAAGCUGCACGUGAAGGGCAUGAGGAGAUGGUAGCACUGCUACUGGCGCAGGGAGCAAAUAUAAAUGCACAGACAGAAGAAACACAAGAAACAGCUCUUACUCUGGCGUGCUGUGGAGGAUUUUCUGAAGUAGCUGAUUUCCUUAUUAAGGCAGGAGCUGACAUAGAACUUGGUUGCUCUACACCUUUAAUGGAAGCUGCUCAAGAGGGACAUCUUGAAUUGGUGAAAUAUUUAAUGGCAAUAGGAGCGAAUGUCCAUGCAACCACCGCUACCGGAGACACAGCUUUGACCUAUGCCUGUGAAAAUGGACAUACUGAUGUUGCAGAUGUAUUGCUUCAAGCUGGUGCUGAUUUAGAGCAUGAAUCUGAAGGUGGAAGGACACCGCUAAUGAAGGCUGCACGAGCUGGUCAUUUGUGCACUGUACAGUUUCUUAUUAGCAAAGGUGCCAACGUUAAUAGGGCUACUGCUAAUAACGACCACACUGUGGUAUCGUUGGCAUGUGCGGGGGGCCACCUUGCAGUUGUUGAACUCCUUCUGGCUCAUGGUGCAGACCCUACUCAUCGACUUAAGGAUGGCUCCACGAUGCUCAUUGAAGCUGCAAAGGGUGGACAUACAAAUGUUGUUUCUUACUUACUGGAUUACCCCAACAAUGUUCUGUCAGUUCCUACUGCAGACAUGUCUCAGCUCACACCACCUUCUCAGGAUCAGUCUCAGGUUCCACGUGUACCAAUGCAUGCACUUGCCAUGGUUGUACCUCCCCAGGAACCUGAUAGAGCUCCUCAAGAGAAUUCUCCUCCACUCUUGGGAGUACAGAAAGGUACAUCCAAGCAGAAGUCAAGUUCCCUGCAGGUAGCAGAUCAGGACCUACUGCCACCUUUUCACCCAUACCAGCCUUUGGAAUGCAUAGUUGAAGAGACUGAAGGCAAGCUGAACGAACUUGGACAAAGAAUUAGUGCUAUUGAAAAAGCACAACUUAAAUCAUUGGAAUUAAUUCAAGGUGAACCUUUGAAUAAAGAUAAGAUUGAAGAACUUAAAAAGAACAGAGAAGAACAAGUACAGAAGAAGAAGAAAAUAUUGAAGGAGCUACAGAAGGUGGAAAGGCAGUUGCAGAUGAAAACACAGCAGCAGUUUACCAAAGAAUAUUUGGAGACCAAAGGUCAGACAGACACACCACUUCCCCUGCAGCAGCAGUGCCCACCCACAGGUGUCUUCCCAGAAGUGGAAGGAGAUGAGGGUCUACCAGAGGAAAACUUUUCAGAGUUACCUCAGGUUGACACAAUCUUGUCUAAAGAUGACGAGCAGCAACAGUCUUCACCACCUGCUGAGCAAAUAGAAUUUGUCCCUAUCCAGGCAUUGUCAACACCUCAAUGUAAUUUUUCCGGUAAUUUAGGUUAUAAUGGGACAGAUUCUCUUGACCUUCAGAAAGUACUAGGUAAUCAGCAAAAUGUAGGACAGCAGCAGCAAAUUGCUGGACAUGGGCAGGGGCUGUUAGUUCAAGAACCAGACGGAUUAAUGGUUGCCACUCCAGCACAGACGCUUACCGACACUCUUGAUGACCUAAUAGCAGCUGUGAAUAGCAGAGUGCCCACUGGCUCCACUAGUUCCUCACACACUACGGAAUCCCCUACACCUGAGCCCUGUACACAAACACCAAGCAAUGCUGGUUCUCAGUCUGUGCUCCCCAUGUAUCCUUCAGUUGAUAUUGAUGCGCAUACGGAGAGUAAUCACGACACUGCACUGACCCUUGCAUGCGCAGGAGGCCAUGAAGAGCUUGUAUCUGUAUUGAUAGCACGAGGUGCUAAUAUUGAACACAGAGACAAGAAGGGUUUUACACCGCUUAUUCUGGCUGCAACUGCUGGACAUGUUGGUGUGGUGGAAAUUCUUUUAGACAAAGGUGGGGAUAUAGAAGCACAGUCAGAGCGCACAAAGGACACUCCACUUUCGCUGGCAUGUUCUGGAGGACGCCAAGAGGUAGUUGACUUGCUGCUGGCUCGAGGAGCAAAUAAAGAGCAUAGGAACGUGUCUGACUACACACCGCUAAGCCUUGCUGCAUCUGGGGGAUAUGUCAACAUCAUUAAGAUUCUGCUUAAUGCUGGAGCAGAAAUUAAUUCAAGGACUGGAAGUAAGCUAGGGAUUUCUCCUCUGAUGUUGGCUGCUAUGAAUGGCCAUGUACCUGCAGUGAAACUGUUGCUUGAUAUGGGUUCUGAUAUUAACGCGCAAAUUGAGACAAAUAGAAAUACAGCCCUGACCCUGGCCUGUUUCCAGGGUAGAGCCGAGGUGGUCAGUCUCCUUUUGGAUAGGAAAGCCAAUGUUGAACAUAGGGCUAAGACGGGUCUCACCCCUUUGAUGGAAGCUGCUUCUGGAGGGUAUGCAGAGGUUGGAAGAGUUCUCCUUGAUAAAGGAGCAGAUGUCAAUGCUCCACCUGUGCCUUCCUCAAGAGAUACUGCUUUAACAAUUGCAGCAGACAAAGGCCAUUACAAGUUCUGUGAGCUCCUAAUUAAUAGAGGAGCACAUAUUGAUGUUCGUAACAAGAAGGGAAAUACCCCACUCUGGUUGGCAGCUAAUGGCGGUCACUUUGAUGUAGUGCAAUUACUUGUCCAGGCUGGAGCUGAUGUGGAUGCAGCAGAUAACCGGAAAAUUACACCUCUUAUGUCAGCUUUUCGUAAGGGUCAUGUGAAAGUAGUUCAGUACCUUGUGAAAGAAGUUAACCAGUUUCCUUCAGACAUCGAGUGCAUGCGAUAUAUAGCAACCAUAACUGACAAGGAGCUAUUGAAGAAGUGUCACCAGUGUGUGGAGACAAUUGUGAAGGCUAAAGACCAGCAAGCUGCAGAAGCAAAUAAGAAUGCAAGUAAGGUGAGUGGAGAAAUCUGUCAUCUUAGAUUGUCAAGAGAAGAGAGCAGAAAACAGGCUCUUGCUGCGAAAAGAGAAAAGAGAAAGGAAAAGAGAAAGAAGAAGAAAGAGGAGCAAAAGAGAAAACAAGAGGAAGAUGAGGAAAACAAACCUAAGGAAACUUUAGAGCUGCAAGAAGAUGAUGAUGAAGAGGAGAAUGAUGAUGAAGUGGAGCAAGACGUUCCUAUUGAGCCGCCGAGCGCAACCACUACAACCACAAUUGGAAUCUCUGCAACGUCAGCUACUUUCACAAAUGUCUUCGGGAAAAAGAGAGCCAACGUGGCAACAACUCCUGGCACAAACAGAAAAAAUAAGAAGAACAAAACGAAGGACACUCCUCAGAAUGUGCAGAUAAUUUUGCCAGAUCAGCAUAUAUCUCUAGCACAGCAAAAAGCAGAUAAAAAUAAAAUAAAUGGAGAGCCACGAGGUGGCGGUGCAGGUGGGAAUAGCGAUUCGGAUAACCUGGAUAGCACAGAUUGCAAUAGCGAGAGUAGCAGUGGAGGUAAAAGCCAGGAGUUGAACUUCACUAUGGAUACAAGCACUUCUGGUGAUAGGGGAUAUGCCUCAUUACUGCUCCCUUCUCAGGAAGAAAAGACAAGCACCUCAGCUUCAAAAAUACAAACGAGACUUGAAGGUGACACUAAUCCAAAUUCAUUAUCGGCAAGUUAUAAAUCUGUGUCCCUGCCUCUGACCUCUCCAAACAUAAAGCUGAACCUCACUAGUCCAAAAAGAGGCCAGAAAAGAGAAGAAGGCUGGAAAGAAGUGGUUAGAAGGCAAGUAGGCAGAGUUUUGAAAGACCCUCCCACUAACAACACUCUGCAGCCAACACCAAUUGAGCAAUUUCAGCUGCAGAGAGGAGGGCGCUGCUGUUCAGGAGCAAAAAGGUCUAAGAAAUUAUCUGUCCCAGCUUCUGUGGUCUCACGAAUAAUGGGAAGAGGAGGGUGCAACAUCACAGCGAUUCAAGAUGUCACUGGUGCUCAUAUUGAUGUGGACAAACAAAAAGAUAAAAAUGGAGAGAGAAUGAUCACAAUAAGGGGUGGUACGGAAUCAACAAGGUAUGCAGUGCAACUCAUCAGUGCCCUUAUUCAAGAUCCUGCUAAGGAACUGGAAGACUUAAUUCCUAAAACUCAUAUAAGAACACCUGCUCCAAACACCAAAUCAAUCCAUGCAAACUUUUCAUCCGGAGUCAGUACCGCAGCUGCUUCCAACAAACCCUCGUUUCCGCUUGGAGCCCCGCCACUCGUCACCUCUCAGUCAUCGACGCUUUCUACUCUCCAAACCAAUAACAAGCUGAACAAGAAUGUUCCAGCAAAUGUGCGUUCUCCUUUUCCAGUGUCUCUGCCGUUGGCUUAUUCCCACCCUCAUUUUGCCUUGCUGGCUGCUCAAACUAUGCAUCAGAUUCGGCACCCUCGCUUACCUAUGGCUCAGUUUGGAGGAACUUUUUCACCUUCGCCAAACACUUGGGGACCAUUCCCAGUGAGACCAGUUAACCCUAGCAGCACAAACAGCUCUCCAAAGCAUAACAGUUCCAGUCGUGUGGGUAACCAGAAUGGGAAUCUUUUACAGACAGAGUCUACUGGAUUAGCUACUGCUAGCUGCCCUAUUACUGUCUCUUCUGUAGUUGCUUCCACCCAACCGCUCUGUGCGACAAGUGGUCGGACUCCCUCGUCGGUCAGGAAGCAGUUGUUCACCUGUGUUCCGAAAACAAGUGCGGUGGCAACAGCAAUUUCAACUGUGACAAGCACCUGUAGUACUCUGCCUUCAGCUUCCUCUGCACCUGCAAACAAUGGGCAAGUUCCCACAGCAUUUCUGCCCUCUAAUGUUCCACAAACCCAGCAUUCUGCACUUAAAACGGACUCUUUCUCAGCACCCAAAGAGAAGGUGUCAGCACCAGACCAACCUACUGGAAACACUUGUGCACCAUCUUCGGCUGCAAGUAGUUGCAAUAUGUCAGCUAGCAGCAAUCCUGGAGUCCUAGAAACUCGCUCAUCGAGCAGCCCUGAACCUCUAAAUAACGUCCAAGAUGAGAUACUGCCAACCAGCAUGUCAGAUAUAAGUUCCUCUGCGUCCAUGCCUUUUUCAUCUAGCUCAGAACCCACUCCAUUAAGCUUAGCUUCGCCCAGAUCAAUUGCUGCAGAUAAUCAGGACAACAGUAAUUUACCUCAAUUAGCUGUACCAGCACCUAGAGUUUCUCACAGAAUGCAGCCUAGAGGUUCUUUCUAUUCAGUGGUACCAAAUGCAAACCUACAUCAAGAUCAUCAGUCUAUUUUUGUUACGAAUCCAGUUCCUUUAACGCCAUCUCAAGGCCCACCUGCUGCAGUGCAGCUUUCAUCAGCCAUGAACGUUAUGAACGGUUCUCAGAUGCACAUUAACCCAGCAAACAAACCAUUGCCUCCUACGUUUGGGCCAGCAACACUUUUCAAUCACUUCAGUAGUCUUUUUGAUAGCAACCAGGUGCCAGCCAACCAAGGAUGGGGAGACUGUCCAAUGUCCACGCGAGCAGCAGCCGACCCGUCUUUCACUGUUCAGUCUACUUUUCUGAGUAACUCUGUGCUUGGACACAUAGAUAAUGUGCAUCCUGAUAACUCCAAGGCUCCUGGAUUCAGGCCACCUUCCCAGAGAGUUUCUACCAGCCCUGUAGGCUUGCCCUCUCUAGAUCCAUCCAAUGGCUCUGCAGCUGCCUCUGCAGCUCCUCUGACAGGUUUUUCAACAAACAUACAACGGGUUUAUCUUCAAGGGCCAGCACCUGUUGGGACUCCCAGCUUUAACAGACAGCAUUUUUCACCACAUCCUUGGACAAGCGCCACGAAUUCAUCUGCUUCUGCACCUUCUAACUUGGGCCAGCCAAAAGCAGGCAACACAAGUCAAGACCGAAAGGUACCACCACCUAUUGGGACGGAAAGGCUUGCACGAAUUCGACAGGGAGGUUCCGUCACUCCUACCCCCUUGGGAACUAAUUUUACGGCUCCUGUUGGACAUAGUGGUAUCUGGUCAUUUGGAGUUAACAAUGUAUCAGAAGGCUUGUCAGGCUGGUCCCAGCCCAUCAUGGGGAAUCAUCCAAUGCAUCAACAGUUGUCAGACCCAGGCACGUUUUCCCAGCAUCAGCCAAUGGAGAGAGAUGAUUCUGGAAUCGUGGCUCCCUCAAACAUUUUCCACCAACCUAUGCCAAAUAGCUUUGUGGAUUUUUCUAAAGGUCUACCAAUUUCCAUGUAUGGAGGCGCUCUAAUACCUUCUCAUCCUCAGUUAGCUGAUGGCCCAGGAGGUCCUCUCUUUAAUGGACUUCAUACUCCAGAUCCAGCUUGGAAUCCUAUGAUAAAAGUUGUCCAAAAUUCAACAGAAUGUACCGAUGCUCAGCAGAUUUGGCCUGGCACCUGGGCACCUCACAUUGGAAACAUGCAUCUCAAAUACGUCAACUAAUUUAAGAGGGUUGAUCCUUUUUAGCCUUGUUGGGAAAACCUAUGACCUUGGAAGAACCCUGGGGAUUUUUUUAAUGUGCCUAACUAAGCAAUUUUUCUCUGUGGGCUGUAACAAUGAAAAUUUGAUUGCCCAUUGUGUAAGAACAAAUUGAUUUACCUAUUCAACUGAUUCUGUUCUCCAGUUAGUUUAGCCAUUUUGAACUUAAAAUCAGAUGAACCUAGUGCUUUUGGCUAAACACUACUGAAUGCUACUUGUAUGCAGCAGAGAACUAGAUGAUUACAUGAUUUCAACCUUUUACGGUGGUAAAUACAUGUAUAAUUGUUUACAUACUUAAAAGGAAAAAAGUUGAGUAAAUUUCAUGUCGUAUAGUGGCUCCACUUUAUGUAGCCUGUAUUAAUGUGAAAUAUUUACCUGAAUAUUCAAUAAAAAGACGAACAGUA